Messenger RNA from Sabethes cyaneus, 1606 nucleotides. RefSeq names its product iduronate 2-sulfatase (gene Ids). The record is from RefSeq and is a predicted model, not a curated record. Gene Ontology annotation, molecular function: iduronate-2-sulfatase activity. The coding region runs from base 1 to 1548 and encodes 515 amino acids. The transcript has 3 exons. Lineage: Eukaryota; Metazoa; Arthropoda; Insecta; Diptera; Culicidae.
AUGAAAGGUGCUAGCAUUUACUCGCUUUUUAUAUUGGUGUUAGCAUACGGUGUUAAACCAUCGUCUCAGAUUACUAAACGCAAUAAUGUGUUAUUGUUUGUGCUGGACGAUUUUCGGCCGGCGAUUGGUGCAUUUGGCGAUAGCAAGGCCAUAACGCCCAACAUUGACUCACUGGCAAAAAAUGGAUUCAUGUUCACAAAUGUUUUCGCACAGCAAUCGUUAUGUGCUCCAAGUAGAAAUUCCUUUCUAACGGGCCGGAGACCGGACACUACCAAACUGUAUGACUUUUACAGUUACUGGAGACAAUCCGCUGGGAACUUCACUACCAUUCCUCAAUACUUCAAACAGCAUGGUUAUCUAACUCAAUCUAUAGGAAAAAUUUUUCACCCCGGGAUUUCAUCGAAUUAUUCGGAUGAUUAUCCGCUCAGUUGGAGUUCUGUACCAUUUCAUCCAUCAACAGAGGAGUUUAUGAACAAACCGACGUGCAUUGAUAUGGCAUCGGGAGAUGUUAGCAAAAAUUUACUCUGUCCGGUGGUUCUGAAGCUACAACCUGAUGAAACAUUACCCGAUAUUCAGAGUACAUGGGAAGCAAAAAUGUUUUUAUCAGAACACCAGAACUCCACAACACCAUUCUUUUUAGCAGUUGGAUUCCAUAAACCGCACAUUCCAUUUAAGUUCCCCGCCAAAUUUCUAGAUCUGCAUGAUCUUCAAAAAUUUGAAGCACAUGAUCUUGACUAUCCUCCACACGGUUUACCGCUCGUAGCUUGGAGUUCGUAUUUGGAUAUUAGAAGCAGAGACGAUAUGAAAGCUUUGAAUAUUAGCUAUCCUUUCGGACCAAUCCGCGACGUGGUUAGACUAAAGAUUCGACAACAUUAUUACGCUUCUGUUACUUAUGUGGAUGAUUUGAUCGGACAACUGCUGAAGGAUGUUAAUUUUGACAACACAAUUGUUUUAUUAACUUCGGAUCAUGGAUGGUCACUAGGCGAACAUGCCGAGUGGUCUAAAUACAGUAAUUACGACGUCGCUUUGAAUGUACCAUUGAUAGUCUACAGUCCAGACAUGCUACCUAAGGUCAAUAAAAAGAUAGAUAAAGUGGUCGAGCUAUUGGAUUUGUUUCCCACAAUUGUGGAUUUGGCGGGACUGCCACCGAUAGAAAAGUGUAUUACCGAUACGAACGCUGACACAUGCGUGGAAGGAAAGUCUUUACUGCCGUAUAUUUUGGAUAAUCCCACGGACGGCUUAGUGGAAGAAGCGUUCAGCCAAUAUCCGCGACCAGAGGCAUAUCCAACCUUUUAUCCCAACAGUGACAAACCAAAGCUGUACCAAAUUAAAAUAAUGGGUUACAGCAUUCGUAAUCGUCGUUUUCGAUACACGGCUUGGGCAGGAUUUGACCCUGUGACAUUUGGUCGAGAUUGGACAAAAAUCUAUGGUGAGGAACUGUACGACCACAGCAUUGAUCCACAGGAGAACAUAAACCUAGCGGAUCGUCCACAGAUGCAGGAGACAAAGAAUUGGCUUCUAUCGAGAUUGAAGAAAAAAUUUGUUUAACGUCAUGAAUUUUGCAUUUACAUACAAUGGAGUGAAAAGAAAGGUAAGUAAUACCAAA